AUGUGGAACGGCCAUCUUCCACAGGCGGUGCAAGCGGUGUUGGCCGCAUCAGAGGUUACGGAUAUGGAAAAAUUAGCGGCCAUCGCUGACAAGGUCACGGAGACCACGCGUCCGUUGGAGGUCACGGAAAUAGCUACCAGUAAGCAGCGACCUAGGGAUGACGAUUUAACAACAAAAUUAAAUAGACUCUCAGUGGAGGUGGCGGAGUUACGGAAGUCAAGGCGUCCGCAGAGAAGUGCCACACCAGGGAGGCAGCCAUCAAGGUCGCGAGAGCGGAAUGCCAGCAGAAGUGGACGGAAGCCGGGUUGGUUAUGCUUCUAUCAUUUCCGCUAUGGAAAGAAAGCCGCGAAGUGUGUUAAGCCGUGUUACUGGGAGGACCAGAUGGAGAAGGAAAACUAG
Cydia strobilella is the source of this 399-nucleotide messenger RNA. RefSeq lists its product as uncharacterized. The transcript has a single exon. The record is from RefSeq and is a predicted model, not a curated record. The coding region runs from base 1 to 399 and encodes 132 amino acids. Lineage: Eukaryota; Metazoa; Arthropoda; Insecta; Lepidoptera; Tortricidae.